CGUCCGCGUGCUAAAGACGUCGAGUCCAGAUCAUCAUCUUCGGUCAGCUCUUUCGAAGGCGGCUGAUAUGGGGCGAAUUUUAACCCAUGACCCGCACGCGAGCUUCGCCUCAAGGCUUCUUGACAUUAGAUAUUAAGAAGUGAUGCGUGGGGCAAGUAGCAGCGAGGUCCACACGUUCGUGUUUAACCCCCUCGUUGCUGCAAAGCACUCAGCCCAAGACGUCCACUGCUCGCAGUUACCUCUGCACCAUGCCUCCUGCGCUGCGCUCUUGUAUCUUAACGGCAAAUGUGGGGCGGCGCACAGGAAUAGCUCGACUCGCGCCGCUUCCCCCGCUCGCUCGCGCACACCAUUGCCCUCCAGGGCAACAGUCUCUCCUGGACCCAGCCAACCAGUCCAAGACGGGCGAGCAGCCCGCAUACGGUCCCAUAGGCGUGGCAGCGGCGCUACACCACUCGACAAACGAUCCCGCACCGUCUCCCACACUCUUUCGGCACGAGUUUUCGCUCGCCGACCGCGUCGCGCUCGUCUCGGGCGGGCAUCGUGGGCUCGGACUCGAGAUGGCGCUGGCGCUCAUCGAGGCGGGCGCGCGCGCCGUGUACUGCGUCGACCUGCCCAAGGAGCCUUCGGACGAGUGGCAGAAGGUGCGCGAAUACGCGGCACACAUGACGAACAAGGGCGGCGAGGGACGUCUCGAGUACGUCAGCGGCAACGUCACGGACCAGGCAGCGAUGUGGAAGGUUGGGCGAGAUAUAGGCGACAAGGAGGGCCGAAUGGACGCGUGUAUCGCUGCUGCAGGCGUCCUGAAAUCUCACACGGACUGUCUCGAGUACCCUGCGGCGCAAUUUAGGGAGGUUAUGGACGUCAAUGUGAACGGCGUCUUGUUUACCGCGCAAGCGGCGGGACGACAGAUGGCACGCUUCGGAAAUGGAGGCAGCAUAGUCCUCGUCGCGAGCAUGAGCGGCUCUGUCACGAACAAGGACCAUGCUUGGGUAUCGUACAACACGUCGAAAUCUGCUGUUUUGCAGAUGGCGCGCAGCAUGGCAUGUGAGCUGGGCCCAAAGCAGAUCCGGGUGAACACUCUUAGCCCCGGUUACAUCUACACCAACUUGACCGCAGCAUACCUUGACACGCAGCCUCAUCUACUAGAAAAAUGGGCGAGCCUGAAUCCAGUGGGCCGAAUUGGGCGGCCAGACGAACUUCGCGGCGUCAUUACCUGGCUGACGAGCGAUGCGAGCACGUUCUGCACGGGCAGCGACAUCCUCGUCAGUGGUGGUCAUCAUUCGUGGUGAUGCAUGUGGGCUCCAGCAACAGCUUCCAAAUCGUGUACCAAUAUUGCCAUUUGCUGUUGACUCAGAUUCUAGGACAGGUUGUCACCAAUCCAUGAGCUGACGCAGUGCUUGUCGUUGUUGAGAUAUCGUCAUGAUGGUGGAGCGGGUGAGUUGAGUGAUGGUACUGGUCAAGAAAAGCUGUGGCGGUUACUGUCUGUCCGCCAACGAGAAACGCCGCGCGGCGUCUAAGUAGCAG
This is a messenger RNA of Phanerochaete carnosa HHB-10118-sp, 1524 nucleotides long. RefSeq lists its product as uncharacterized. Gene Ontology annotation, cellular component: intracellular anatomical structure. Gene Ontology annotation, molecular function: oxidoreductase activity, acting on NAD(P)H, oxygen as acceptor. The coding region runs from base 249 to 1289 and encodes 346 amino acids. The transcript has 7 exons. NCBI's taxonomy places the organism in Eukaryota, Fungi, Basidiomycota, Agaricomycetes, Polyporales, Phanerochaetaceae. The record is from RefSeq and is a predicted model, not a curated record.